GUCCCCACAUCCAGCAGCCCCUAUCCCUCUCUCUCGGUCUCUCCCGUCCGCACGCGCCGCCCCGCCGGCGGCCUCGCGGCCUCGCAGGCUCCCUCCUCCGCACGCGCCUCCUAUCGCCGGCGAGACCAGGCGCCUUUUUCCCCGCCGCCGCGUCCGUCGCCACGGCCGACCCUCCUCCACCGCACCAGCACCAAGAACAAGUGGAUCGAGGAGUGGAACGCCGGCCGGGAGAACCUCGAGUUCAACUUCUGCUGGACGCGCCGCAGCCUCGCCGUCGUCGGCCUCUUCGACCUCGCCGUCCCCAUCCUUGUCUACAAGGGCAUCGUCCACGAAUUCACCAUGGACAGGUACAAUAGCGACUACUACGACGAACAGGAGUACAACAUCUUUUCCCAGGAGACGUCGUAUCCUCUGACAGCCCCUAGCCACUCGACUCCUAGGGGACCUGGUCUACAAAACCUAGACCUCAACUCUCAGGCCGACAGCUUCCCGCACAUGGACUCCACUGAAAUCCUACAAUCAGAGAAAGGUGACAGUGAGGCACGGCUACCUCCUCUUCCCCCAAGAUCAAGCCAUGCACCGUUCCAGCCUCCUCGUCAAGGCGGUGGUGGGAGGGGACCUGGCCGUGGAGCAUGCCAGGCUGCGGGCAGACAAGGUCACCGCAACUCCCGUAACUCCCUCAAUAGUAGAGCUGCAGCCGGCCGCGUGCCACAAGAAUAUGCUCCUCCGGCCCAGUUCAAUCCUCCGGUGGUUGGUGGCAGAAGCCGUGGUCGAGGCAGAAGACAUCGCUGAGCUACUUCAUGUAGACGCUUUAGAUGAUUUGUACAUAGAGAAGCAGCCGAGAAGAUAGUGGCAAAAAGAAUAGCCUUUUGUAUAGGUGGUUUCCAGUUAAAUUUGCUGGAAAUCUUUAUUCAUGUCAGGUUUCGUUUGCAUAAGCAAAUAGUGCCCCGGAUUCAGCUUGUCAAUUACAAUUGCUGCAAUAUCUGUCAAUUACAAUUGAAACAAAUUUGAACAAAAAUAUUCCUGACGACAGCUGCUUGCUCAACAUUGUUCUCAAUUUAAUUUAAAAGGGGCAGAUCUCUUGCUCAUUUUUACCAUUAA
Sorghum bicolor (sorghum) is the source of this 1101-nucleotide messenger RNA. RefSeq lists its product as uncharacterized. The transcript has 2 exons. The coding region runs from base 340 to 792 and encodes 150 amino acids. Lineage: Eukaryota; Viridiplantae; Streptophyta; Magnoliopsida; Poales; Poaceae. The record is from RefSeq and is a predicted model, not a curated record.